AUGUCGAAGAACUGCCAUAGGAAGUGUGAACAUGGACCUGCAUCUUGGCCUCAGCUGCACUCAUUCAGCACCGGUCUGCAAGGCAGCCCGGAUCUGAAAGCUGCAAAAGAGGUUGCUUCCUUCCUUGGCACGGUGCAUCACGAAUACGUCUUCACAGUCGAGGAAGCCCUGGAUGCACUGCCAGAUGUCAUCUAUCACUUGGAGACCUUUGACGUCACUACCGUGCGAGCAUCCACGCCCAUGUACCUCAUGGCUCGCAGGAUUAGGGCUUCUGGCGUGAAAAUGGUUCUCAGUGGAGAGGGAGCAGAUGAGAUUUUUGGAGGAUAUCUCUACUUCCACAAGGCACCCAAUGCGGCGGAGUUCCAUGCAGAGAACUGCAGAAAGAUCGAGCAGCUUCACCUGUACGACUGCCUUCGAGCCAACAAGGCCAUGAUGGCGUGGGGUGUGGAGGCCCGAGUGCCUUUCCUGGAUAGGAAGUUCAUGGAGGUUGCUAUGGGCUUCAACCCCGUUCAGAAGAUGUGCAGAGAUGAGGCCGGAAACCCGCGCACGGAGAAGUGGAUCCUUCGAAAGGCAUUCGAUUUGCCAAGUGAGCGGUCAUACUUGCCGCAAGAAGUCCUCUGGCGACAGAAGGAGCAGUUUAGCGAUGGUGUCGGCUACAGCUGGAUUGACUCCAUCAAGGCUCACGCCGAGAAGGUCGUCAGUGAUCAGCAGAUGUCAACCGCGCCCCACAGAUUUCCUGUGAAGACGCCUCGUACCAAGGAGGCGUAUAUGUUCCGACAAUUCUUCGCUAAGCACUUCGGCGAGAACUCAGCGGCGGCUGGAUGCGUGGGGUGGCAAGACUCAAUCGCGUGCUCAAGUGAGGUUGCGCUGAAGUGGGACAAAGCAUUCCAGGGCCGUGCGGACGCAUCUGGCCGUGCCGUGGCCGGCGUUCACGUGCAGGCUUAUGACAAGAGCUACCAAACGGCAUCCCAAUCGCCCGCACCCAAGAAGCCAGUGAAGGCACAAGCCCACAGAUUGAAAGAAGAAGUUGUGACGGUACUGCGUGGGCUGGCUGCUCUGAAGGAGCAAGUCAAGAACGCAGAUGACCUUACUGGAGAACCCGAGACCGAGAAGAUGAGGGUCGAAAUCGACGAAGUGCUGAAGAGACAGACUGAAAUCCUCGAAGACAUGGUGAAAUCCACCGAAUCUUUUCCGAGGCGAUGGGCGCAGUUCGAGUUGAACACCAGCCAGCGCAUGAUGAAGAGAGAAGCUGAACCUGGAAUUCAAGACACAUUCAAUGACGCUCAGGAGAUGCUUCGCCUUGAGAGCCUGAAAGCUUGGGUCACUGCGAUGCCUGGAUCGCCGUGCAGCUUUCCAGGAAUUGGCAAAACUAUGUCAAGGAGACGCAUCUCCACCGCGGCAACACUUCUCUUGAGGUCGAAUUGCUGGGACACCACUGUACAGGCCUACAGAUUCCACAUAGUCCUGCUUGUGAGCGAGGAGCUGACCAAUGCCAGGGCCGUGGGCCUCGUUGAGCGGACGCGACUCUUCGGCAAUCUCAACGCCUAUGCAUAUUAUUUUGCAGAGCUGCUGGUGGGGACACCGCCUCAAGCUGCAUCGGUGAUAGUUGACACUGGCAGCGCACUCUGUGGCUUCCCAUGUGUUGGCUGCAGCCACUGUGGGAAUCAUCUUGAUCCCCUGUUCGAUAUGAAGGCCUCAAGCACAUCCCGAACUCUGCCAUGCGGUCCCGACUGCACUCGUUGUGAUGCGGCGGGGUGUGGUUAUCUGGAAUCCUAUUCAGAAGGAAGCAGCAUUUCUGGCCUUUGGUUCCGUGACCUGGUGAUGCUCAAUGGUUCGGACGCCGACAACCACCCAGUGGAAGCCUCUUUGGGCUGCCAUAUGGACGAGCGAAAGCUUUUCUACACUCAGAAGGUAAACGGUAUUUUCGGCUUGGCGCCGCAUGGCAUCACGGGACGGUCCAAUGUGCUGAAGGAUCUCUUCAAAGACAAAGCCCACGUCAACACUGCAGUCUUUGCAAUUUGCCUGGCAGAAUGGGGUGGAGAGUUGAGUGUGGGUGGCUAUGACAGCAGAUAUGCAGCUCUUGGCAGCCACAUGCAAUGGUUGCCCUUGCACCAUACCGGGUAUUACGGUGUGGAACUGAAAUCCAUCAUGUUUGACACACAUGUUGUGGGUAGCUCGGAGGAAUUCAAAGGACGCACGGUCGUCGACAGCGGCACGACGUUCACCUACUUCCCUGCCAAGGUGUUUCAUGCACUGCGCGAAUCCAUCAUAGCAACGUGUCAAGGUUCACGGUGCGGGGCAAAACCGGUAGGAAAUGACUGCUGGUUGCUGCCUACAGGAAGCCGUCCUGCAAAGUUCGCACCCAUCUUUCUGACAUUCUCUGGCGGAAGCGGGCAAGAUGAUAUUUCAGUCCGCUGGCCUGCGCAGUCCUACUUGUUCCGACGCGGCAUGCGUGGCGUCGACGGGUUCGAAGCAUGGUGUAUGGCUUUUGCCAGCAAUGGAGCUUCACCGGAGACGGUGCUGGGGAUAUCCUUUUUCAUGUACAAGAAUUUGGUUUUCGACACCACCUCCUCAAAGCUCGGAGUGGAAGAUGCGAAUUGCCCACAGCACCACCACUCCGCACAAGUUGGGAUGGAGACAUUUUCGAGUAACGACAAUCCCGCUGUUGAAGAACACCUUCAACAGGGCGGCAUGCGUCACCUUGGCUUGGUGCUAGGCUGUGUAGGUGUCGUGCUGCUCCUUAUUUCGUUGGGUAUGUUCGCCUGCGCCUUCCUUUCCACCGAAGAGGAGAACGACUCCACAGACAACUUGCUGUGA
Molecule: messenger RNA, 2817 nt
Organism: Symbiodinium natans
Lineage: Eukaryota; Dinophyceae; Suessiales; Symbiodiniaceae
Source: the annotation of a GenBank genome assembly